AGUAUUAAAAAACAGUUCUCAUAACCCGUUCAUAACAUAUAUCAUCUUUAUGAACCCAAAAUACUUUCAGGCAAGUACUUCAAACAUUCAAACAAAGCAGAAACACGGUAGUGGUAGUGUGGGAAGUAAGUAUCAAAAUAUUUAUCUAUGAAUCAACGUUCGAUUGUAAUAACUGGUACUAUGCCAAGCCCAUAUAUGUUAUUCUGGCUUCUGGACAGACCAAUUUAUUCAUUUUCCUCAAGCUACACCAUUCCAAUUAGUCGCAUAUUAACACUGAUCGUUUUUUGUAUGAUUGUAUGUGUGUUAGUUACGAGUCUGUAAUUUGUUUUUGUCUGAAUAUAAAUAUUUGAGUCACGCUUGAUCCAAAACAAAUUGACUUACUCGCCUUCUACUCAUCAUUUCGUUUUCCAGUUUCCAACGCCAUUCGCCGCUUCGCUUUUUCCACUUUGUUUCUUUGAUUGUCUCUCCAGAUUAUUGAGUAUAUAAAAAAUACGUACUUAAAAUUUAUUUCAUUCUGUUAUUCCCGAACGCGAAUUACAUCAAUAAAAUAUAUGAGGGUAGCCGGGAUGUAUAUUUCGAUAAUAGUCAGCAUACGAUCUAAUUGGAGUUAGAAACUGAGCCACUAAACCAUGAUGGGUUUUGUAAUUUUAAUGUAAUGGCUGAUUUUAAAGUUUAACUAAAAGGAUUGUGAAAUCUUUUAGUCUGAAUUAUCUCUUAACUUAUUCUACUUAUUACAUUUUGGUAAAAUUAUUGAUAAGCCUCCAUAUAUUUUAUUUUAGUAAAAAAAUAUAAAUAUAUAUAUAUUUAUUAUGGCUAAAGUCGGUCGAGGUUUGCAAAUACCACUUUCAUGGAUUCCAGGACGUGAUGGAUUUUGUCCAGCUGGUGCAGUUUCUGUUGAUAACAUAUGUGUAGCACGAAGUAAACACAGUGGGGAAUUAUUGCCCGGAAAAUUAGUACCAAUGAAUGGAAAAUGUUAUUGUCCUUAUGGUGGAGCAGAACUAGAGUUUUACGAUUAUGAAGUGUUAUGUGAAAGUUUUAUUCCUGGUUCAUGCAAAGGAUAUCGUUGGGAAAGAGAAUUUGAUGGUGAUGUUCCAAAAAAUGCAAUUGUCGCUGGAAUAGCUAAAGAUGGUGAACCAUUGUACAUUGUAAAAGGUGUUGUGAAUGGUGAAACAUGUUUUGGAAAGCUACAUGAAGGUCAUUCAUGCGCCUACUUACCAUGGGGUGGUAAGGAAUAUUCAGUCAGUGAAUAUGAUGUACUUGUGUGGCAGAAACAUUGAGAUUUAAAAUUUUAAAUACUGUUUUGUACCGAAGACAUCAUGAACUUCACACAUCAGAUGUUUUCUUUUUAUCUUAUACCAUUUUGUUGUUUGAAAUAUUUGAAGAUGUGUGAAAAUAAUACGUCUUUAUACAUUG
Schistosoma spindalis is the source of this 1413-nucleotide messenger RNA. NCBI's taxonomy places the organism in Eukaryota, Metazoa, Platyhelminthes, Trematoda, Strigeidida, Schistosomatidae. The record is from the annotation of a GenBank genome assembly.